AUGGACCAACGAGGCAUUUUUCGUGCCGGACUUCAGGCCCCAAAGGAUCAGCGGGCCUUACUCGACAGACGCGAUGCCUGGGCUGAGCUGAUGAGAAGGACGCCUCAGGGCCUGUUGAAUAUUCCCCCCGAUGUCCUUGACUAUUUAAAGACCUUUCAUGCCCAAAAGAUCAUCCCGUCUACCCCCGCCCCGGGCUCUAGCCAUGUGACGUGGGCUGAGCCGAUGAGCAAAGCACCCCGGGGCUUGCUCAGCGUUCCUCCCGGAAUUCUUGAAGGCUUGACGGCUUUCCAUUCCUCAAAAUCCGCAUUUGCUACAGCAACCACCUCUUCCCCCCAAGCAUCUCUACUUUCCCAGGAACCACAACAGACGGAUCCAAUACCACUGUCAUCGUCACCGCCACGCGAGACCCACCGGCCAAGAACCGCUGUGACUCCUGCUCCGUUGGGAAUAAACCACUCUUCACCGCUGGCAGAUGAUGCUGACUCUCCCUCGGAUACGCCUAUAUCGGGUUGGUCACUCAGUCCUCCUUCUAAUGAUCAUCCAAGAGGAGCCGCCGCUGGGGUUGCAAGCCCUUCAGGUCGAACCCAGGCCUUGCGGCCAAGGACAGCAACAAACAGCAGCGCGCAAAUGUGUUCGAAAGAUUCAGGCUCAGGACCAUCGUCGAAAAGGAUGGCCAAAUCUGUUGCGCAAUCAACGACCGCUCCCAUGCCAAACCCAGACGAGACUGAGAGCCCAACGAGACAAGGCAUAACAUCAUCCUCCGAUGAGGCGGACUCGGAAGACGAGCAAAUGGCUGUAGAGGAACCUCUUGCUCUAGCUCCUGCCUUCCAUAAAUCUGUUAACAAGACCGCCGCCCCAGUAGCUCCAACGCCGCCCUCUGCACAAAUCAUGCCUUGCACGGAUCAAAAGAAUCCGCAACAGCAGCAGCAGCAACAACAGGUACCAAAGAUAAAAAGGCGGAAGAUGAAAAACGCUGUGGGUUUACUCGACAAAUGUCUGGGAGAGAUUCCUGACUCCGAUAUUUUGAUGCAAGAACCACUAUCAGCUCGAUCCACCUUAUUUGCGAAGAGACGUUCAGGAACGAGGACCCCAGUGCCGCGACAAUCUCCUCGAGACCCGAGGUCCCCGAAAGCUCUAUCAUUGAGCCAAACUCCACAGAGUGUCCAUGAGCCAACACCUCAUGCAAGUCAACAUGCCAAAAUUACGGAAAAGCUGCCUCGCGUCUCAGACAAUCUGGGCACUGGCAGCGGCGCGGCUAACCCAUUGACGCGGCAAGCUGGACUAACCCCUUUUGGUAUCUUUCGAACAAAUUAUCCGGAUUUCAAGGGUGAUCUCAACGCUUUUUUGCGGGCGUGUAUGUCAUUACAAUGGCUUGCCUCACAGAACUUACUCAAGGUCUGUUUGUUUGACGACUUUGUGCGCGUUUACUGCCACAAAUACAUAGAAUUUGUCAUGUCCCACGAUUCCCCUCCGAGCGCUAUCGAAUAUUACAACAAAGAUGACGCACAUCCUAGCUAUCUAAACGGUGUCGUCGAUGCUUCAUUUCUGAAGCGUAUCCAAGCGGUAUACUGGGCCGAGAUCGCGGCUAUUGAAGCUGGUAACCCUGUUGGGGAAUCGGUAGAGACAUCCCAAGUCCGUGCUGAGCAGGCAUCUGUGGACAUGGAAAUUGAUCAGCCAGAUGAGGAUUUUGUUGCCGACAACGCUGAAGAACAUACGGGAAACCAUGAUGCCUCAACACUCUCUUCGCCUCGUCAACCGACACAACCCGAAGAAAGCGGGAUCUUCGAUAUUGACGACGACCUCUUCUAUCGCUCGUCUCGAGUAGCAUCGCCGGACCUGAGCACUCCAGUGGCUCACAGUCGGCGAAAUUCAAUGCCACAAGGCGACACUCAUACGCAACCGAACUCUAGUGCACCUUCCACUGGCUCCAUUUUGGACUUGACGUCGAGUUCAGCAUCGGAUGUCAUCAUUCCGAACACCUCUGUCUCAAUGUUGGACACCAACCCAUCAAGAAUUCCCGAAACGGUGCACAAGCCUAGGUCUAGGCGAAGCACAGAGAGUGCCAAAAGGCCAUUCCGUCUGAUUGCCGCUCUAAGCAACAGAGACAGUCCGACGUCUUCGAUGAGCAGCGCGCAGAGGAAAAGAAGGUUUGGCGAGUAUUUGGCCAAAAGCGGACAGAGAAGCGAGGCGUAA
Pyricularia pennisetigena is the source of this 2193-nucleotide messenger RNA. RefSeq lists its product as uncharacterized. The record is from RefSeq and is a predicted model, not a curated record. Bases 1 to 2193 code for a protein of 730 amino acids. The transcript has a single exon. Lineage: Eukaryota; Fungi; Ascomycota; Sordariomycetes; Magnaporthales; Pyriculariaceae.